This is a messenger RNA of Notothenia coriiceps (black rockcod), 1168 nucleotides long. RefSeq names its product gamma-aminobutyric acid type B receptor subunit 2-like. The record is from RefSeq and is a predicted model, not a curated record. Gene Ontology annotation, cellular component: G protein-coupled receptor heterodimeric complex; membrane. Lineage: Eukaryota; Metazoa; Chordata; Actinopteri; Perciformes; Nototheniidae. Bases 701 to 1168 code for a protein of 155 amino acids. Gene Ontology annotation, biological process: gamma-aminobutyric acid signaling pathway; G protein-coupled receptor signaling pathway. The transcript has 3 exons. Gene Ontology annotation, molecular function: G protein-coupled GABA receptor activity.
GCGGCUUCAGCGCUUCUCUGACGCACCAUCGGAGAUGAGCAUCCCAGUCCCACAGGCUGUCAAGGCACAAUCUCUCAACAUCUCCCCCUCGGACCUCUGACAAUUCAACGUCAUUUGUUUUUAGUCUGUUUACCGUGUCGCUUCGUUGUCUCGUAAUCCGUCAGAUUCAGCACUGCGUUGGAAGGGAUGCCCACAGUUGUCAUCUCUUGGCUUGGAAUUUACUUCGGAGGUGAUUUCUGUAUCCGCAACAACUGUCAAGGAAAGUGAUUGAUCCCUGACUACUCUUAGGAAUCUUUUUGUUUUCGGGGCAUCCAGCAGGACAUUCUUCUAAGAUAAGUGGUUCAAAUUAAAGGUGAAGAGGGGUUGAAUUAGAGGGCUGCUGUGACAGGAGAUCGUUUGGAUGACGGACACCGAGAGGCUAUAGCUUUGCCACUGCAACGCGAAUUUCUGCGCCCUUGGAAUAUUCUGAUAGAGGCACUGUUAUAGAGUAGAAACAUUUGUUUUAUUUUUCUUAGUACAGUAAUAAUCAAUACGACGAGUUUGGGCACUGCAGGGGCUGCUGCGGCUUUCGUGUCUGCUCUGUUUUGAAAUACGAUUUCCUUGACGGGCGGGCGUCUGAGCAUCCCGGACUAGCCCGACUCUGCGAUGCCCAAACAGUGAGGGCACGGUGGGAUCUCACUUGGUCACCCUGCACUGUAGCAUGGCUCCAGCCCGGAGGGACUGCAGCGGCUGGGAGAUGUUCCUCCCGACGGGAUGUCUGCUCCUCUCUGUUUUGCUAUUUCACCCUGCCCUGGCCAAGGUGUGUAACGACCGCACCAAACACGGACAGGACAACAGCUGGUUCGCCAGGGACGGGGAAAACUUGCCCAUCAUGGUGCUUAUGCCCAUGAACGAGUCGGCCCUGAUGAGCGGCAUCAGCCAGGGCAUCGAGCCCGCGGUCCAACUGGCCAUCCAGCACAUACGGGAGUCCAGGAAGUACUCGUUCUCACUCAUCACCAAAAUCUAUGACACCGAGUGUGACAACGCCAAGGGGCUGAGGGCCUUCUUCGAUGCCAUAUGCUACGGCCCCAAACACCUGAUGAUCUUCGGCGGCGUGUGCCCUUCAGUGACCUCCAUCAUCGCAGAGUCUUUGGAGGGCUGGAACCUGGUGCAGGAUCUGACAGAGUAA